Molecule: messenger RNA, 5196 nt
Organism: Anopheles stephensi (Asian malaria mosquito)
Lineage: Eukaryota; Metazoa; Arthropoda; Insecta; Diptera; Culicidae
Gene: Dop1R1
Product: dopamine receptor 1
Exons: 7
Coding region: 1181-2518 (445 amino acids)
Biological process (GO): adenylate cyclase-activating adrenergic receptor signaling pathway
Cellular component (GO): membrane
Molecular function (GO): G protein-coupled receptor activity
Source: RefSeq, a predicted model, not a curated record
AGUGCUUGGGGUACGGAUUUCCAAUAAAGUUGCCAACGCUCUACUCUUCCGGGAUGUAAGCUCCACUGAUCCGUACAGUGGAUGGAACAGUCACACAAAAUCGCGAACGAACGAACGAACGGACUAUCUGAAACUGAACAACUCGAGGCAAAGAACUGCACAACUUUUUCAUCAGCACCUCACACAUGGUCUUCUGAUGCGAUGUGACGAAAAUGCGAUUUGCUCAAUCGCAGCACAAUCCGGUUCCAGCGAAUCUGCGGGGGUCCUGCAACGGGACUGAGCGAGUGAGUGAUUUUUUCCCAUCCCGACGAUCAGGACAACGACGCUCGUGUGACGCGCGUGAAGUUUGCAACUGUGAGGGGCGAAAAGGAAACUUUGGCCGUACUUCCUGCAUCGAUUAGGGACGCGGCCAUACGGCCCUACAAGCAGCUGCUGCGGAGUCAUCACAAUCGGUUCAAUCACUGCGCCGUGGGUCCUGUGAAUGGGAUCCAGUGCCGUAAAGGGUUGCUGCUGGUGUCGAACUUGAGGGAAACAUCGGCACUAACAAGAACGCAACAAAAUACUUACCCGGUCGGGUGGAAAGAUUGCCUGACCGGAAGGCAAAGUUCAAAGUUGUGUUGUGCAAGCGUGAACAGCGCGCGAAAGCGAAAUAGCGAACAAAACAGCAUCCGGGGCGCGAUCGUGUGCGCGUCAGGCGGUCGAACCACUGUCGUGGUGGUGGUGCAGGGCGUUUUCGAAGUUUUAAUUUCCAUAGUCAUUAUUUUUAGUAGAAUCUUUAGCAGAAACCGUGUAGAGGGUAUUCUAUUGUUGCAGUGUUAAAUUUACAGGAAUCUCAACAACAACAAAAUCAGUGUCGAAACAGUGAGUGAGUUUAAUACCAGCGUCGUGUGAGUGCACGCGUGUGCAGUGUUUGCGUCACGAAAAAAUGCAUUCAAUUACGUUGCAUUUCACACCGUUCGAUUUGGUGUGGAAAGCCGCGCUAGUGCAGCAACAGCCACUAAACUGAGAGUGCAGCGGUGUGUACUGUUUCGAUUAACGCUUGUGGUUGCAUAUGUGUAUGUAACCCCUGGGAGCCCCGGAGCUUAUCUGGUGGGGCACACACACACGCACAGCAGUUGUGGACACGGGCGACACAGGGCGAAUCAACCCAUCAUUCGAUACGAAGCCAAUUCCCGCCAGGAUGGACAUCGAUAUCAUCGACAUCCGGACGCUCGGGUACCUUUCCAGCACCAGCACGGUUGUGUCUGCGACCACGAUCGGCAAUCUGACGGCGGUGAACCAAACCGAUGGUUCGGGCGAUGGCAGUGGGAGAGGGCCGGGUGCUAGCAGCGGGGCAGGACUUCCGGGCGGUGCCGGCGAGGACAGCGACGAUGACGAUGUUGAUGUCCUAUCGCCCCUGUCGAUGUCAUUUCUCGGUGUUUUCCUUUCGAUUGUGAUAUUUCUGUCGGUAGCGGGCAAUAUUCUGGUGUGUAUCGCCAUCUACACGGAGCGCAGUUUGCGGCGCAUCGGAAAUCUCUUCCUGGCCUCGCUGGCCAUCGCCGACCUGUUCGUCGCCUCGCUCGUGAUGACGUUCGCCGGUGUCAACGACCUGCUAGGUUACUGGAUAUUUGGAGCUCAGUUCUGCGACACUUGGGUCGCCUUUGAUGUGAUGUGUUCAACCGCUUCCAUUCUAAACCUGUGCGCCAUCUCGCUCGAUCGAUACAUCCACAUCAAGGAUCCGUUACGCUACGGGCGAUGGGUAACGCGGCGUGUCGCUAUCGGCACAAUCGCCGUCAUCUGGCUACUGGCAGCGCUCGUUUCCUUCGUGCCCAUAUCACUCGACCUGCACCGGGACAAGCGGGACAAAACGGAUACAUCGCUCAAAAUCAAUGGCAUCAAGUACGAGACGUGCGCCCUAGAUCUAACACCAACCUACGCCGUUGUUUCUAGUUGUAUAAGUUUCUACGUACCUUGUAUAGUUAUGAUCGGUAUCUAUUGCAGGUUGUACUGUUACGCUCAAAAGCACGUCAAAUCUAUACGUGCCGUUACGAGACCGGGCGAGAUUAGCGAAAAGCGGUAUCGCAGCAUACGAAGGCCCAAGAGCAGCAAGAACAAGCUGAAGCUGCGGCAGCUCGCGCACCACGCGUCCUCGCCGUACCACGUGUCCGAUCACAAGGCGGCGAUCACGGUCGGCGUGAUAAUGGGCGUGUUCCUGAUCUGCUGGGUGCCGUUCUUCUGUGUAAAUAUCAUCGCCGCGUUCUGCAAGACGUGCAUCGGGCAGCAAACGUUCAAGGUGCUGUCCUGGCUCGGGUACUCCAACUCGGCCUUCAAUCCGAUCAUCUACUCGAUCUUCAACACCGAGUUCCGGGAAGCGUUCAAGCGCAUCCUGACGAGCCGAAGCUCGUGGUGCUGCGGCCAGGAGAUGGGGAACAUCUACCCGCGAAGCAGCGACCGUUACGUGACGGACUAUGCGGCCAAGAACGUCGUUAUGAACUCGGGCCGCUCGUCCGCCGACCUCGAGCAGGUGUCAGCGAUUUGACCUUACUAAGCAACAUCAACAACCUUGUAAAGCACUAGAGCCUCCCGAUCCCUUCCGAACCCGCAUACCAACCAUCUCAGCUGCACCCACAAGAGCUUAGGAACCGUAACGUCUCCGUAACGUAUUUUUCAGGUAGUGUAGAAGGUGGUGUAGAAACUUUUUGUAGCAAAACCUCGUACUCGGCUAUCCAGCAGGCAGCCGUGGCAUUCCCGCACCCGAAGACCACGGUAGAUCCGAGGAUCACAGACACCAUCCUUAAUGCACAAACAGGCAAGAAAGAAAGCACCCCUUGACAGCUAGGGUUUAGGGAUUUAUGUUCUCGCUGUUGUUGAUGUUGAAAUCGUAGAUGAAAAUACCAAAGCAAACCAAAAAAGGCAACCAAAAACCGGACAAAGAAUCGUAAUGCAUGUCGCAAUGGAUGGUUGUGCCGCUGGUGGCAGCAGAUGGGCGUCCAUUACGUGCAGUUGCAAGCGGUGGUCCAGACCUAGGUCCAACCGAGGCAAGCAAUCCAAAAAACACAUUAAUAAUAAACUCACAUAUCUGCCAAUCUUUUCGAAGCUAGCGAUACGUACAGUUAGAAAGGGUAAGACGAGAUCGCAGCCAUGCAAGCGAUCGAUCAAAAUGUGUAAUGUAACUUGUAGAGCUGUAAAGCGUACACUAAAGAUGUUAGAACCCACCUUCCCCGCGAUAGAUACAUUUCCCAAUGUACCUUUUCAGUAUGUUUUAUGCAGUAUGUCCAUCGGACCAGCGCAUGUACCGACCAAGCCCCGGUUUGCCCCAGUUGUAGCCAAUUCUCGUGCAGCUUCUUAGAUGUACCGUGCUGAUGUACGUGUUAGACAGAAUCCGCAGCAAAAUUGUGCAGGCCCCGAUGUGUACGAGUGGACUCAAAGGAGCAGUUGAGUUAUGACGAUCGAUUACGAGUGUUGAGCUUUUGACGCAAAAUUUCAGGUUGCGAUCAUUAUUUAAAAAAUGUUCUACCUUAUCUCUGUUAAGAUUUACUCACACGAUUCCGUUCACCGAUCGCCACCGACGGCUUCCUCCCGAUAUCCUUCCGAAAAGGGGAUUCUUCAACACUCUCACACAUCAACCGUACCGUACGUCUAAGCAAAGCAAAAAUUAAAGUUACUUGAUGAUAAGACUGAUUACUGAUUAUUUAUUGAAGUGUAAGAUGAUAAAGAUUAAUAAGCAAACCCAGGCGAACGUUUACCCGCGAAGAGUGUGCGAGGGGCGUGUAUAACAAGCACCGAUCGUGAUCGUACAGGAUCGCCUGAACGCGCAGAAUGAAAACUUUUAUACGCGGUAUCCAAACAAGCGCCCGCAAAAUGGCGCGGAUUCUGAAGCAAGCGAAAAAAAAAGCCCCAACCGUCGUGAGACCUUCCGCACAAUCACAAUUUCGUUGAUCGUACAAACUGUUGUUAUUCUCUAUGGAUAUUUUAUUCACGCUAUACACAGACUCUAUCACCACUCUUUCACCUCGUGCGUAGCCAAUACAGGACUAGUUUCUAAUUUCCUACUACUCGUACCAGCAGGUGUAAUGAUGGCAGAUAGUAUUUAUCUAAGUGAAUGUUUCAAGAAAUGGUAUUUAUAUAAAUAGGUCAGAGUAACAGGUGUAUAUGUGAUAAAUAGACAAGCAUGUGUAAGCAAACCUACAUAGGACGAAUCUAGGGCUCCCGUCGCAAGGAUUUAAUAUUUAACAGUCACACGCACACACACACACAAAUAAGAUAUACGUUUAGAAUAUUCCUUGAUACCCUUGAUUGCUUUGUACUCGCCCCACCAACAUACAAGGACAUGUGAUUAUGUAAAGCUUUACCCAACGUUUGUUAAUCGUUGUUAUUUGUUUACCCCAAAACUGUUACAAACAUUGUUUCUGUAAAUAGUAAAAGUUGUGUUACGAUUUCGGACGCUUUACUCGACUAGCGUUUGUACAUUUGUUACGAUCACGCUACGAACGGCCAAUCGUUGCCACUUCCUAAUUCUAAAACAAGUUCAAACAUUGCUCAACCUAGAGCCUCUUGGGACCGGAAAAUCAAGGCAUAGAUUUGUAAAAAACGCACACACAUACAAAACAAAAAUCACCGAAAGCUUUCAGUGGCUGAUACAGGAUUGCGUUCUAACAAUCUCUUCGAAAAACAAGCAAACCUACGCGCGUACUCACGCGAGGAACGCUACGAGAGCGAAUCAGUCAACCAACCAAGGUAGGGGGAACAUAGCAAUUUCUAAUAGAAUAACACACUUUGAUAUUUCACGUAGUAAGAGCGACCGAUCGGCUACUUUUUCCACAAGCAUAGUAUACAGAAGGGCGUAAGAUCACUUCCAAGUUUCCCGCGCGACUAACCCUUCGCCGUUCCCUGCCGCAGUCAAGACAAAGUUUAAAAAAUCCCCAUAAAUAGGAAAAAAGAAAGAUCGAUACUAAGUACUACAUUAAACCAGUAGUCUGGAGGUACAGUAGUAGCAAGUAGUAGGUACAACGGAACGCACCUUCAAAAUUGAUCGCCAAAGCGCUGCAGUUUUGGGCGCACACGUGAAUCAGCAACACACACACACAAAAACACUGUAAAAGGUAGUUGUAACGGGAAGCGCAUUCGCGGGUGACCAGAUCCAUCUGACGCUGGUUCUGAGAAUGCGCAACGAUUUGAAUAAAUAUAUUGUCUUUGGAUAAUCAGAAAAUACUAUCA